AUGGAAUACCCAUCAUUAAACAUAUUGAAGUCUUUUACGACACCAAGAUUCAUUGUUGAAGUCAUUCUUAUGUGUAAAUCAAAAUAUAUUUUUUCCAAUCUUACAGUAUCACAAAAUAUGAAGCUUAUUGAAGAAGUUUGUGAAAUAUUAUCCGAUAUGAAGCAAUAUGAGUACAUUAGAAACAUAGUUAGCGCAUUAAAUUACAAACAUUAUUUUAAUCGCGAAACAAUGCUUCUCAAAUAUGUUUAUUUAUCACCAGGAAUAUCAGAAGUCGGGUUAUCUGAUCAAGAAGAACUACAACGAACCAGUUUUAUUCAAAAUUGCUUAAGAAACAGUUAUUCUACAUUUGUUGAUCCUUCAUUAAUCUUCAAACUCUUCUGUUUCGUCAGAGACAGCCCUAGAAUCUCUGAUAAGAAAAAUCUGAUUGAUACUUUGCUCAAAAUUAAAAAUUUUGACACAAAAUUGACAGUUGAACAAAAAGUGGAAAUUUUUGAAACGAAACAAUCAUCAGAAUUAUUUGAAUCGAUCGUUUGUAUGCAAGUACCAGUAGAUCUUCGUCUCAGGCUGUUGAAAACUCUGAAUAAUCCUUAUUUUUCAAUUAAUUCUGAAAUUUUUUAUGAUCUUUUCUUUUCCAGCAUUGAAGUUGUCGAAAAAAUAACAUGUGUUAAUGUUUUAGGUAUAUUAAUGAAUACCAGGUCCGGUCAAUAUUGUCAGGAGUUAUUAUUUGCUUUGUAUAAUCUGAAUUUUAUCAAAAAAAUUGAUAAAAUUAAACGACUAGAUUAUGAUGAUUUAGUUGGACAAAUUAUAUUGUCAAAGAGGUUUUCUAUUGAAACAACAACUGAUGAGAUGAUUAACUACAUAUUAUAUUACUCUUUGAUAAGUAUUCCUCUUUCAGAAAGAACUUUGACAUCUGAGAAAUACACAGAUUUAGUUUUGAAACUUUCAAAAGUGAAUUCGAAAGAUUACACGAGAAUUUUCCGGAAUCCUUUGUAUCAGAAUUUACCUGACUGGCCUAAGAUUAUUUCUAGAGAUAUUUCUCUUCUUGACAAACUAACAAUCAAUGAAAAAUGCUGUAAGUAUUUGAUUGAAAACAAAAAAUUGGAUUUGAUUCAAUCAAAAACUUUUAUAAUUUCAAAAUUUGCUUUCAAAGAUUUGGAAAAUUAUUUCUUUGAUAAGUCGAAUUACUUCGAAUUCCAUCAGUUCACAGAAUCCGAAAUUGAACCAGCGCUGUCUUUCUUGGAAAUUACUCCAAAAGUGACAAAUUCUGCAUUGAAAAAUUUGACAUUGUCACGUUUUAUUCCAAUGGAAAUAUCAUGUUUUGAAUACAAGAAUAUAUCUGCUGUCCAACUCUCCAAAAUUGUUGAAAAUUAUUUGGAAAAUAAUGUCCAAAUUAAUAGGUAUUUGGCCGGCCAAAUAAUUUCAAAAGAAAUAUUUUUUGUUGGCAACAAAAAGUAUUAUUUCGAGAAAAUUGAUUUGUUCCCAUUCGCUCUUCAAUUAUUAUUGAAAUAUAUAAUGAAUCUACAAAUUAAUUUUGACAAAUCAAUUGAAAUUGAUCAAAUUCAUUUUUGUGCUUUUUGCCAAUCAAACAAAUCAAAUGGUUUUGUCAAAACGGUUUUGACAAAAUUCAAAAUUAAUAAUACUUCUUUAGUUAAUGGUUUAGGCAUUGCAAUCAACGACAACAAUGAAGAAUUAGUGAAAAUAUUGAUAGAAAACUUUGAUAUUCCGAAAAAUUGUUUUUGUGUUGAUGGAAAAACAAUUUUCCAUUUAUGUUUUGCGAAAGAUGACAAAGAAUUAAUUCAAUACGUUUCUGAUCAUGGAUUCAAACAAGGAUUUUCUGAUAAAGGAUAUAUACCAAAAAUGCUUAAUUUCUCAAUGGAAUCGAAUCCAAACAUCAAAUCUUUGCUUAAAUAUCCUUUUGUUCCUCUUUUCACGAACAUUCCAAAUAAUUCAGGAUAUCCAAGUAAUCAAAAAUUCUUGGUUGCUUAUGCAAGAACGAAAAACAAGUCAUUUAUUGAGCCAAUUUGGAAUUCUGCAAAAUAUCCAGUUCAAUUUCAUCUUUUUGUGUCACUUUUUUGCAAUGAUUUUUAUUAUUCAUUUUUUGAUUCUGAACUUAGUAAUGAAGACAAAGAAGAUUUGAUUGAUAUGCUCAGAACAUACCCUACUGAAUUCAUGAAUAAUUUAUUUGACAUAAUGAACAAAACUUCUGAAAAAUUGGAAUGUGAUUUUUACAUCGAACUUUUGUAUUUAGCAAUUUAUUUUGGAAACGUUGAUUUUGUUGAUGAUGUCUUAUAUAAGAUGGAUUUAGAUAGUUAUGAUUUGAGAAUGAUCUCUCCUAUUUGCGUUGCCGUGAAAUUCGACAGAUUUGCUAUUUUCAAAUUAAUGGUUUCGAAGAAAAAUGAAAUCCAAGAUGUCUAUUUUGCGCCUGAAGAUAAUUUCAAAUAUUCUAAGGAAGUGAAUUUAUUGGAAUAUGUCAUCAAAAACGAAAGAAAAGCAAUGUUUGACUUAUUGAUCGAAAAGAAAUUCAAUGUUAAUGCACAUGGAAGUUUUGAACCGUUUUUGGCUGCUUUUAACAUUUUUGAACAGAAUGGCGAGAAAUACUAUGUUCAAAAGCUUAUUCCUUUGUUAGAUAUCGAGUUCGAGAAGGUAAAGAACCCUUCUGUUGUUUCUCUCAUUGAAUUUUACAAAACUGGAGAAAAGAAAUUUGAUGGUGAUACAAAAUAUAUUUUAGAUCUCCUUGAUUCAAAAGUUCCAAAGGUAUUGAAAAACCAACGUUUCGUACCGAAAUGGCUAACAAAAAAAGUGACAGAAAACCUUAAAUUGCGCGGCAAUUUUAAUUAA
Trichomonas vaginalis G3 is the source of this 2838-nucleotide messenger RNA. Its product is annotated as Ankyrin repeat family. The record is from RefSeq and is a predicted model, not a curated record. The transcript has a single exon. Gene Ontology annotation, molecular function: protein binding. NCBI's taxonomy places the organism in Eukaryota, Parabasalia, Trichomonadida, Trichomonadidae. The coding region runs from base 1 to 2838 and encodes 945 amino acids.